AGCUCCAAAAUGGCCGAAUUGGACAUUGGAGAACGUUGUCAAAUUGAAUUCUGCAAGCAAAAAGACUUUCUGCCGUUUGUGUGUGACAGCUGCUCCGGAGUGUUUUGUCUCGAACACAGAAGCAGAGAUUCACACUUCUGUCCGGAGGUCUCCAGGAAGAGGGAUGUCUUGGACUCAGGGGUCAUUACAUCGUAUCCAUGCACAUUGCAGGACUGCAAAGGCAGGGAGCUUCUUCCUGUAAUUUGCCAACAUUGUCAAAAACAUUUCUGUUUUGUUCAUCGGCAUCAGGAAGACCAUAAGUGUGAGAAGUUGGAGACACCCCAGCCUCGAAUGGUGGCAACACAGGAACUUGUGCAAAAAAUAGUAGAAUCAAAGAAGAAUGCACCGACCAGUAAAGGCAGAAAAGGAGCCAAGAAUAGUGCUACAGCUGCUAAAGUUGCCCUUAUGAAGCUAAAGCUACAUGCUACUGGAGAUAAAGGACUGCCACAGACAGAGCGGACAUAUUUCCAGGUGUUUCUGCCAAAAGAUCUGAACACAUCCAGCCUGCCCAUGUUCUUUAGCUCCAAGUGGACUGUGGGUAAAGUGGUCGAUUUUGCAGCAGCUCAGGCCAGCCUAAAGAACAACAACAAUGUGCUCACAGCCAAGAAACUGCGCUUGUGCCAUCCUGAAACCGGGGCGGCCAUUAAAAUGGAUGCAUGUCUCCAGGUGCUGCUCUCACUCUCAGAGUCUCCUCUCUAUAAUGGAGGCAACGUUAUCUUGGAAUAUCUGGAUAAUGAGAGCUCUGGAGUCGAAGAUGUCACAGCCUACAUUUCUUCCUCUUGAUCUAAAUUGCUAACUUACAAUUAAGCAUUUGGAUUCAAGAUCUCUCCAAGAACUCUUUGUGCUCCAUGUUAUCAUUUAGGUCAGUGGCCAGACUCCAAUGCUGUAAUUGGAGAAAACUAACAUUGUGAUUUAGAUUAUGCAGGCAAUUGUUGGAUUAUGUACUGUUUAUUUCUGUUUGUCUUAUUAUAUCUGUAUAAAACAUGCUUUUUCACCUGGUAGCUGGUAAAAAAAAGGUUAUCUUUGUGGUUAAUUAGCUUAAACUCACACUGAAACAUGAGCGGUGUCUAACAUUUCAUUCAAAGCAGGGUCCAAAUUACGGGGUGUUUGGGAGGGCCUGACCCCCCUAAAUAAGGCUUGAUCCCUCCUGAUGGACCUUAAAACAGGGUGUAGGGGUGGAUCUUGACAGUUUCAUAUACUACGAAGUUUUAAUAGUGAAAAAUAGUUCGCAUUGCUCAAUCUAUCUGAAAAGAAAAUGUCAAUGUAAAUUUGUAAAACCUCCCCUAAAAUGGCUCAUACGGUCGAUGCAUGAGCAUACCCAGUAGGCUAAAUGCAGGAAAUACCACACAAUCGUGCACUCAAUUGUCUGAAUGCAAUAAAGAGAACAUGGGAGAUACUGUGUCGGAAAAACACUUUCUUGCAAAAUAAACGUAAUCUAAAUAUA
This is a messenger RNA of Ictalurus furcatus (blue catfish), 1483 nucleotides long. It is a transcript of the gene zfand1, whose product is annotated as zinc finger, AN1-type domain 1. Gene Ontology annotation, biological process: cytoplasmic stress granule disassembly. The record is from RefSeq and is a predicted model, not a curated record. Gene Ontology annotation, cellular component: cytoplasm; cytoplasmic stress granule. The transcript has 8 exons. Gene Ontology annotation, molecular function: zinc ion binding. The coding region runs from base 10 to 822 and encodes 270 amino acids. NCBI's taxonomy places the organism in Eukaryota, Metazoa, Chordata, Actinopteri, Siluriformes, Ictaluridae.